AUGGAGGAAUGUGUAGUUCACGGCGCAUUGGCAGCACUGUUGCGUAUAAUGCGCGUGGUGGGGAUGAUACCGGUGCGACUCGUUUCAGUCUCAGGCGCAUUCGUUGUUCGCUACUCGUUCGCACAAGACGUCAUUGCUCGUUUGUUUUAUGCCUGUUUCUGUCUUCUUCUAUUGACAUGGGAAUCGGUACAUCUUAUUACACCAAUUUUCUUAAUCAAUAAUACAAAAAAACGGUCAUUACUAUGUUUAUCAGUCGUCGCUGUAAUUAUACGUAUGACAAUCAUAUUUUAUUCUGUUUUGAAAGGAUUCCGACGAACAAAACAACUAUGUAGAAAUAUCAAUGAAAUUCAAAAGCUAAACAUAGAAGGCAUUCACGAUGUCGCAGUUGUUAAUGUUGAAAAAAGAAGAUUUAAACUGUUUAUUCUUUUUGUUGCAAUGUCACCAAUUAUACAUUUUGUCGAAUUAUUUGCAGCUGGAGAUUACGCAAAAAAUAUAAAAAAUGACUACUUAACUCUCAUCCGGACAUACUUGUAUGAAUUUGGAUUUUUUGUGAUAGUAACGUUGGAGGGGCAGUUCGUGUUCACAAUACUUACCGUGCACACCGCGCUCCAGGCCGUCAAUCGCCGUCUGGGGAAGUUGUUAACAGAUUUCAAAAAAAAUCAGGAAAGAAGCAAUGAAAUAUCAUCAGCGCAUAGGACCCUUAGACAAUUGGCUACAUCAUACAGCACUUUGUGUGAUGUUAUGAGGACACUGGAUGAGGAGAAUGGACUAAUAAUUUUCAUGUCAUUUAUCUCAAUGCUGAUAGCCGCUACACUAUCUAUUUUUUUCCUAGUCUUCUAUUGGAGCAUAAAUCCUUUUACGAAUAUGCCUUAUACAGGAAUCGAAUUGGAAAAAUUGACCUUUAUUAGGAUGAUGCAAUUUUGUCGAUGUCUAUAUGUUUUCAUAAAUAUCAUGUUUUUACUGGAACCCUGCCAAUGGACAUAUAAUGAGAUGGAGGUGACAAGGCUGUUUGUGACUAGACUGACGCACUACGCGCCGACUACUAGCGGGCCACUCAUCAAUGAGCUGGAGAUGUUUAACCGUCUUGUUUACACAAACAUUCCCUCGUACUCGCCACUUCAAUUGUUUACUUUAAAACGAUCACUUAUACUGGAGUUAUGGGGUACAUUCACCGCUUGGUUGAUUAUCGUUUUACACGAUAAAAACACAGAUAAGAAGGAGUAAUAAAUAUAA
Molecule: messenger RNA, 1233 nt
Organism: Papilio machaon (common yellow swallowtail)
Lineage: Eukaryota; Metazoa; Arthropoda; Insecta; Lepidoptera; Papilionidae
Exons: 8
Coding region: 1-1224 (407 amino acids)
Biological process (GO): sensory perception of taste
Cellular component (GO): membrane
Source: RefSeq, a predicted model, not a curated record